Helicoverpa zea (corn earworm) is the source of this 7348-nucleotide messenger RNA. RefSeq lists its product as uncharacterized. Gene Ontology annotation, biological process: DNA integration. The transcript is spliced from 3 exons. NCBI's taxonomy places the organism in Eukaryota, Metazoa, Arthropoda, Insecta, Lepidoptera, Noctuidae. Gene Ontology annotation, molecular function: nucleic acid binding. The record is from RefSeq and is a predicted model, not a curated record.
AUGGUCGAUGCCCAGCUGCACUCGACCAUUGUUCCUAAUCCCAUUGUCUCACAGACAAUGGAAAUAACUCAGGCGCGCAAGACCAUCGCCCUUGUCGCAUCCCCUCUCCCUAGCCCGCCCGCUGUGUCUACAGCAUCCCCCGCCCCGUCACCCUCGACCUCGCAGGUCGCUUCCUCCCAAGGUGCCGCUAAGCCCAAAAGCGCACCAAAAAACAAACCUCCGCCGCCUGUAUACUUACAGGACAAGGCAAAAUGGACCGAAGUGUCCAAGCUGUGUGUUGAUCGUAAGAUCAACUACAGAUCGGCCUCCAAUACCGGCAACGGUAUAAAAAUCGUCCUCCCUACGUCAGACGACUAUAGGGAGAUAACUAAAGCGCUAAGAGCGAGGAACAUUUCGUUCCACACAUACUCCCUCCCCGAGGAAAAACCUCUCCGGGUCGUCAUUACCCGUAUUCCGAAGGAAAUCCCUUCGGAUGACAUUUUAAGUGACCUUAAGUCACAAAACAUCCCUGCGACGCAAGUCCAUAGGAUGCACCGCGCCCGCAGCGGCCACGCCUUCGACAUGGUGCUCGUAGUAUGCGAGCCGUGUCCUUCUAAAAUCCACCCGAUUUUUAACAUCAAAUCGGUAUGUAAUUUAACCGGCAUCUCAAUCGAGAAGCCAAAUAGAUCUGGCAUUGUAUCCCAAUGCCACCGUUGCCAACUGUGGGGUCACUCACAGCGCAACUGUUUCGCCCAGCCUAGGUGCGUGAAAUGCCUAGGCCAACACGGCACCUCCGACUGCCCGCGACCCAAGGACCGCACUCUGUGCACCGAGCCUCCGAGCUGUGUACUCUGCGGCGCCUCAGGUCAUCCCGCCAACUACCGCGGCUGCCCAAAGGCCCCAAAAACGUCUCCCAAGCUGGCCAAGCGUGCAAACGCCCGCCAGCUAAGGGAAAGCCCAUCAGCGAGGCUACCUACCGCUCAACUUCCCGAGCGUCUCAGCCCACAACGGCCCUCCCCAUGGAACCCUCUCAACCAUCAGAGAGCCUUUCCAACCCCGAGGCCAACUCAGCACCAGCCAACUCCCGCCCCGUGGUCCUUCGAGCCGGAUUGUGAAGAAACUCGUCUCGUCGAAGUCAAGCUCGUCAGCUGCAAGAUGCCAGUCACACGCUCCGAGGGGAGGGGCCGCAAGCCGUCGAACACGCAGCCAGCACCGUCGUCGCCCGCAGAAACUACAGAAACUUCAGCGACCGGUACCAGCACGGAAGCCACCACGACACAGACGGGGACAACUGCCACGGAGGACUCCGAAGAAACGACAGCCUCUGGGACGACCGACCCUACCACUGUGACCUCCGCCGCCAGCGUCUCGACCGCCGCCGCCGCCACAGCAGCCGCCGCCGUGCCUCCCGCACCGGCUGCCACCGCCCCCCCCGCCGCGGCCGCCAAGCUGCCCUCCGUCGCGACUACGCUCACCGCAUCGAAACAGCUGAUGAAGCCGCCUGCCGCUGCCACGUCGAAAAGUCGCCGUGAAGGUGACGCCUCAACAGUCAAGCGAAUCGUCAAGAACACCGCCGAAAACAAGAAGCCAGCUGAUCCGCCGCUUCCCCGCCCCCCUAGCAAGAAAGGGGGUGAGGGGGGUUCAACGUACAGCAAGUCGAAGAAAAUCUCCAAAGCCAAGGAAGAGUUGCUACGCCUUCAGGUGGAGCUGGCAGCAGCCCGCCUGGCCGCACUAGAAGCCGAAGAUACAGAAGAGGAAGAUGAAGAGGAGGAACAAGACUCCCUCUACUCCGAGGUCAACGCCCGCGUCGACAACUGGUUGGACAAUCAAGUGGCCCGUCCCGUCUUAGCCAUCGCCAACGAGCCACACUGCCCUCCGCCGCAACCGACAGUCGUCCGCGACGUCCCCCCGCAGCCAGAAGAAACUCAUCGAGUACCGGCGGGAGGACAAACCGACCUCACCCUCUUAGCAGAAGCAAUCACCAAGGCUGUCAAGGCGGCUCAGCGACCGAAGUUCAUCGAACUACCUAUAUUCAGCGGGUCACAUCAAGAGUGGCUGCCUUUCCGCGCCGCCUACUACGAGUCUGAGUCAACAUUCAGCAUCGUCGAAAACAUCAACAGAUUAAGAAGAAAUCUGAAAGGAAAAGCAAGAGAAGCAGUUGAAGGGUUGCUCAUCACAAACACGCACCCUUCAGAAGUUAUGAAGACAUUGGAGUCAAGAUUUGGCAGACCAGAAUCCAUCGCCAUGUUAGAAAUGGAAACACUUCGAAGCCUGCCACGCCUCUCCGAGUCGCCGAGAGACAUCUGUAUAUUCGCCACGAAGAUUUCUAACGUCGUCGCAACACUGAAAACACUGGGUUGUUACAACUACAUGCACAGCCCGGAACUCGCGAAGACACUGGUGGACAAGUUAACACCGACGCUACGGUACCGUUAUUACGACUUCUCGUCGACGCAACCAAAAGAAGAUCCCUGCCUCAUCAAACUGGAGAGAUAUCUCAAGAGAGAAGCUGAGUUAUGCGGGCCUUACGCAUUACCCGAACAGGUGGCAGCACUAUCUACGACUGCGCCUACGAAGAAAACACAACGAGUCACCAACGUCACAGAAAAACGCUACACGCCGAAAUGCUUCGUGUGCGACGAAACAAAUCACACUAACAUAACCGAGUGUGAAACUUUCAAGAAGAUGGAAACUGAUUCAAGAUGGGAUACAGCAAAGUCCAAACGCCUCUGCUUCAGAUGUCUGCGGUAUAGGAACAAGACUCACCACUGUCGUGCGCAGCCAUGCGGGGUCAACGGCUGCAAGUACACGCACAACAAACUGCUUCAUCAAGACAAGAAGUCAGAACAAGCUGAAAAGACUGAAAAUACAGAAAAUGAAUCGAAGACUGAAAGUAUCAACUCGGCGUGGACAGUCAGGAAACAGUCUUACCUGAAAAUCCUGCCAGUUCAGGUGAACGGACCGAAGGGAAGCGUCAACACGUUCGCGUUAAUGGACGACGGGUCGACGGUCACGCUCGUAGACGAUGACGUCGCGGCGAGCGUCGGUGCAACAGGGCCAUCCGAUCCACUGAAGCUAGAAACUAUAAAUGAAAUGAAGGCGGCCGAAUCUGCGUCACGAAGAGUUACUAUCGGCCUCAAGGGGAAAAAUAAAUGCGAAGAAACAGUACAGGCGAGAACAAUAAGAAACCUACAAGUGUCCUCCCAGCGGGUGCCUCAAGAGUUGGUGGAAAGAUGUCCGCACUUAUCUGACAUCAAAGACCACCUCGCGUACGCCAACGCCAAGCCCCGCAUACUUAUUGGCCAGGACAACUGGCAUCUUCUGAUCACUGAAGAAACAAGAAGAGGCGACAAAAACCACCCGGUGGCAUCACUCACGCCACUCGGAUGGGUACUACACGGCAGUCAAACAACAACACUCGGCCGGAAGAUCGACUUCGUUUCUCACGUGACAGAAGCAGAAGAUGACCUAGAAAGCCUGGUCAAGAGGUACUUCGAGGUCGACGCCCUCUGCAUUAACCCGAAGAGACCAAAAUCAGAUCCAGAGGAAAAAGCGCUUCAGAUACUGGAACAGAAAACAGAAAAGGUCAACGACACGCGUUAUCAAACCGGCCUGCUCUGGAAGAAGGAAAACAUCACGUUACCCGAUAACUAUGAAAACUCACUGAAAAGGCUCUACAACAUAGAGAAGAAGAUCGACCGUGACCCCGCCCUUAAGAAAAAAUACGUCGAACAAAUGGAAGCCCUUAUAGAGAAGGGUUACGCCGAGCCCGCGCCACGUGAGAAAACUCCUGAUAAAACAUGGUACCUGCCUCACUUCGCGGUCAUCAACCCCAUGAAGCCAGACAAACUGCGAGUAGUUCACGACGCCGCCGCCAAAAGCAGAGGUGUAGCACUCAACGAUAUGCUACUGAAAGGCCCGGAUUUACUUCAGUCUCUACCGGGCGUCGUCAUGCGCUUCAGGCAACACCUCAUCGGCGUCACAGCAGACAUCAAAGAAAUGUUUAUGCAGGUGAAACUACGAGCUGAAGAUAGAGACGCGCUGCGGUACUUAUGGCGCGGGGAGCGUCGCGACGAUAAACCUCCGGAAGAAUACCGAAUGACAUCACUGAUAUUCGGGGCGUCAAGUUCACCGUCAACAGCGAUUUAUGUGAAGAAUUUGAACGCCAAACAACACGAGGUCACUCACCCCGAGGCCGCAGCUGCUAUUGUAAAUAAACAUUACGUCGACGACUACCUAGACAGUUUUAGAAGCCUGGAAGACGCCAUACGCAUAUCUACUAGUGUGCGUGAAGUACACAAGAAGGCUAGCUUCGAGCUGAAGCAAUGGAAGUCUAACUCAGCGCCACUCCUGGAAGCCCUGGGAGAAGAAACCCAGACAGGGAACCUGGAGCUGUAUAAAACCAAAGAACAGACCGAAAGAGUACUGGGUGUCAUCUGGAGAAUGAAGUCCGACGAGCUGACUUUCAACCUAAACAUGGCCAGAAUACCUACAGCACUCGUCGAAGGGAAACGACCGACUAAACGGGAAGCCUUGCGUAUCGUGAUGUCGCUCUUCGAUCCGCUGGGGUUCGCUUCGCCUGUCACUAUCCGGGCAAAACAGCUGCUCCAAGAAGUCUGGCGCCGAGGCACUGCAUGGGACGACUACAUAGAUCAAGAUCUGGCCGAGCAGUGGGAGUCAUGGAUGGGACAGCUGAAAAGUCUCCACGACGUAACCAUCCCACGACGCUACCUGAAAUACAGCGACGCCUCCACGCUCGAGCUCCAUGUAUUUAGCGACGCCAGCGAGUCCGCCUAUACAGCUGUCCUGUACUGGAGGGCAGUGACCUCCGACGAAGAAAUCGGCGUAUCCCUUAUCAUGGCCAAGGCGAAAGUGGCGCCACUGAAGCUCACCAGUAUACCCAGACUGGAGUUGCAAGCCGCAGUCAUGGGUACUCGACUCGCCGACGCCGUAAUCGAAGAACACGAGAAAAAACCCGACCGUAAGGUAUUCUGGACCGACAGCCGAACAGUACUCACAUGGAUCAGAACGGGGUCACGGUCAUAUAAACCGUACGUGGCCCACCGACUCGCAGCAAUAGAAGACAGUACUAAGGUCAAUGACUGGCGCUGGAUACCGACAAAACAAAAUGUCGCCGACGACGCAACAAGAGACGUGCCAGCCGCGUUUGAUAAAAAUCACCGGUGGUACAAAGGGCCAGACUUCCUAUACCUACCGGAAGACUCGUGGCCUACAGAACCCGCACCGCCUACAACGCUCGAAGAAAACUGUGAAGAAAGGACGCAUCACAUAAGCAACAAACGAAAACACAGACUAGCCGAGAGUCUGCCUGACCCGACGAAAUUCUCCAACUGGGACCGCCUCCGGUACGCAACCGCACGCGUGCUUCAGUUCAUCGACCUCUGCAAGACAACUACACAAAAGGUCAACUACCGACGAACCAAGAAAAACAAGGAAGCAGAUCCUGCGUGGAAGAGAACUAGAACUGCGACGGAAAAACAACAGGCGCCUAGACCAAAGAAACAAUCGACACUCGACCUACGCCCUGUAACAGCUGACCUCCUUAUAAGAGCUGAAGAACUUCUGAUGCGCUCCACACAGGAAGAGACCUUCACAGAAGAAAUCGAUUGUCUUAACAGCGGGAAAUCGAUCGCCAAGGAAAGCCGCCUGCACCAACUCAGCGUCGAGUGCGUCAACGGCUCGCUCCGACUACGCAGCCGUAUCCGAGCAGCAGAAAACAUCAAGGAAAAUGUCAAAAGCCCACUGGUUGUCAGCGGAGAGCACCCGACGGUGAAAUUAUGGAUAAAGGCAGUUCACCGACAGCUUCAUCACGCCGGCGUCGAAGCAACCAUUAACGAGUGCCGCCAACAGUACUGGGUGCUGCGGUUGCGUCCUAUAACACGCACAGUUAUCAAACAGUGCCUCUUCUGCCGCAUGAAGACACAGACGCCGCCGUACCCGAGAACCGGUGACCUGCCAGCGUGUCGCUUAGCUCACCAUAAGCGACCCUUUACAUUCACCGGAGUAGACUACUUCGGCCCCCUCUCCGUGACCGUCGGACGCGCCAGACAAAAAAGAUACGUGGCCAUUUUCACGUGUCUCACGACGCGAGCCAUACACCUCGAAGUUGCCGGCUCGCUCAGUGCCGACUCAGCAGUGAUGGCGGUCAGGCGGAUGAUCGCGCGACGAGGUUGUCCGACCGAGAUCUGGUCGGAUAACGGCACCAACCUGAAAGCUGCUGACAAAGAAUUACGACAAACAAUCGACGCAGCCACAGCGGAGGAAGCAGCCAAGAAAACCAUUUCCUGGCGCUAUAUCCCGCCUGGAGCACCGUUUAUGGGCGGCGCCUGGGAACGCAUGGUGCGCUCCGUGAAGAACGCGCUCGCAGCAACACUGCACGAGCGCCACCCCACCGAAGAAGUACUCGCCACUCUACUCGCCGAAGUAGAGUACACAGUAAACAGCCGCCCGUUGACACACGUCUCCGUCAACGCAGAAGAUCCAGAGGCCCUGACCCCUAAUCACUUCUUAUUAGGAGGCCCGGGGCGCGUGCCACAGCCAGGCACAUUCACCGAGCGCGACGCAGCUUCCCGAUCCAGCUGGCGAGCCGCGCAGAGACUCGCCGACAUCUUCUGGCUCCGCUGGGUAAAGGAGUAUCUUCCCGAGCUCCAACACCGGCGGGAGCCACACGGCCGGGGUCAAGAGGUCAAGGUGAAUGACCUCGUGCAGAUCGUCGACCCGAACCUGCCCCGCAACGUGUGGCUACGAGGACGAGUCGUCGCGACGUAUCCUGGCCCCGAUGACGUCGUGCGGACGGUGGACGUGCAGACCAAGGGAGGAGUGCUGCGUCGGCCGGUGAGAAAGCUGGUGAUCCUGCCGCUGUCAACAGACGACGCACCCGCACCGGAAUGAGAUACGACUCAGUCGCACGGCGGGAGUGAUGUGCGGGACAAUACGAAUCGUAAAAUAAUUACGCGAGUGCGGAACAAUAUGUGUCGUGAAUAAUUAUACGAUCGAAGUGAUUAUGUUUCAAUAUUUAUAUCUUAAUGUUUUAAUGUUUGUUGUUUGAUAGUCUAAUAACAUUUGUAAGAUACUUUAAAAUUGUAAAAUGACUAGGUUAAAUUCACUUUAUAAAGUAGACUAGGGCCCAGACCGCACGCCAAAACGCGUGGGCCAAUAAGAAGCAAGUGUCGAAACAAGAAAUUUGUAAAUAUUUUCUUAUUGGUCUAAUUUAACGCGCUCUGAUUGGUCGUCCAAUCAGAGCUUUAGAAAUAGUUUGCCCAAAAUUGUAUAAAAUGAGAGCCAUUGUAAGCCGCUCAAGCAGUCGGCAGGCAACAUUUGAAGAAUAAACAGAACUGAAGAAAGCGAC